Messenger RNA from Aureobasidium pullulans EXF-150, 789 nucleotides. RefSeq lists its product as uncharacterized. The record is from RefSeq and is a predicted model, not a curated record. The transcript is spliced from 8 exons. Lineage: Eukaryota; Fungi; Ascomycota; Dothideomycetes; Dothideales; Saccotheciaceae. Bases 1 to 789 code for a protein of 262 amino acids.
AUGGCUCCAUCUUUAUACAACACCAUCAACGCCGCCUUUAAGAAACUCUAUAGGAGGUUUCAAAGACUCGAACAACGCGUUAAGCGCAUCGAAGAGCGCCUGGACAUCGAAAAUCAGGAUGACCACCACGACAGUUCUUCCUCGUCGUCUUCAGACGAAGAUGUGAUCCGGCCUGAGAAACCGGCCUCUCAGCGUGUCCCUCAGUCUGAGACCGAGGUUCCCGAGAAGGGAAAGGGAAAGGAGAAGGAGAGACGCGCAAAGCCCAAGAAGCUCGACAAUGUCACCUUCGAGAGCGGUAUCAAUGGCGAGUUCAAUAUCUUCGCUCGUCCCAAGGGCACGGUGAAAAGUCGCCCAAAGACCACUCCCGCUGCCGUCGAAACCAGCAGACCUUCCGAAUUGAACGGAAGCAGAACAAGACCCGCCCCUAUCGCUCAUGGGGCCCCUAAUGACGAUGACGACAACGACGAUGAGACCGCCCCACUCUUGGCCCCAGUCAGUGACCAUCACGAGGAGCCCAGCAGAACACAUAUCACCCGCAGCGCUGCCAGGAGCCUAGGUCUCGACAUUCUCCCCGUCAACAUGGACGAUGCCGACCGCAAUCCUUCCCCAUACAGCAAGGCAAAGCGCGGCAAUCCUAGCCGCGAGACCGGCAAGAGCAAUUCGAAGCGCAAUCGCUCUGACGGAGAUGACGGUUCUCCCGCAAAGCCCGCUUGGUUGUCUCAAAAGCGUAGCAACGGUCGCUUCUCAAAACGAACCGAGACUGAACGGAACAAUGAGCAGAAAGGAUAG